Tauraco erythrolophus (red-crested turaco) is the source of this 848-nucleotide messenger RNA. The record is from RefSeq and is a predicted model, not a curated record. NCBI's taxonomy places the organism in Eukaryota, Metazoa, Chordata, Aves, Musophagiformes, Musophagidae.
AUGGCCAACGCUCACAUCAUAGAAGGAGUUGGAAAGACUACUUUGAUCCAGAAAGUCACUCAAGCUCUAAAAUCCUCCGGCAUUCCCAUUGAUGGAUUUUACACAGAGGAAGUUAGAGAAGGUGGCAGGAGAACAGGAUUUGAUGUUGUCACUUUGUCUGGAAAACGAGGACCUUUAUCUAGAGUCAGUUCUGAUUCUUCUACUUCAAGACGUGAAUACCGGGUUGGACAAUAUGUCGUAGACCUUGUUUCGUUUGAGCAGUUGGUUCUACCUAUGCUGAGAAAUGUAAACCAUGGCAGUAAUGCAGAGAAAAAAAUCUGUGUCAUAGAUGAGAUCGGUAAAAUGGAACUCUUCAGCCAGGCUUUUAUUCAAGCUGUUCGUCAAACGCUGGCUGGCUCAGGAACCAUGGUACUUGGAACUAUUCCUAUACCCAAGGGAAAGCCACUGGAUCUUGUUGAAGAAAUAAGAAGUAGGAAAGAUGUUAAAGUGUUCACUGUUAGUAAGGAAAACAGAAACAGCAUCUUGCAAGACAUCUUGGCAGCUGUGGAAUCCUGCAGAAAAUGAAGACCUUUUCUUGCCUGUAAACACCAAAGCUUUUGUUUUUACAAAACAUGACAACAUUUUGCGAUGUUUUAGAGUUUGUCCUUCCUGCUUUAGGCCCUGGAGGCUUUACUGGAGCCUUCAGCGUAAGCAAGGUAAAGCUGGUGAUACUCUAAAAUGUGAAAAUGAGAUAGCAGGAUUCUUGUUUAUUCAGUUCACAAGCUGAUCUAUUAAAAAAAAAUUGCACAGAUGUGUAGUUAACAUCCAGUUCUAAUCUGGUAUUUGAAAGUUAGGUGGUCUGACUCUGA